Molecule: messenger RNA, 411 nt
Organism: Nannochloropsis gaditana CCMP526
Exons: 3
Coding region: 1-411 (136 amino acids)
Source: RefSeq, a predicted model, not a curated record
AUGACAGAGACGAGCAUUGUCAAGGGCGUGACAAGUCCGGGACUGCCCCAGGGUGUUGUGUGGAGGUUUCGUGACGCGGCCCCGGUGUUUUUAUGGCGGAGGCCGGGCAUGGGAGGGAGCAAGGAGGCAGACCCCAGCAUGCUCAUAUAUCAGGCCAUCCGGGAAAUAUUGUCACCUCGCCCGUCUCCGUCCAUGGCGAUACCUCCUCCGUUGGAGGUGUACCCACGUCCUCUACUUUCUACACACCGGGAUCGACAGCCCUGUCCAAUUACGUCGGGCCCGACGAUCGCUUUCUCCGAGCUGAAGAGGAUGGCCGGGUUCGCGGAGGGCCGGGGCGUGGGGAAGGCGGGAAGGAGGGAGGGAGGGAGGGGAGGCACAGGAGGAAGGAAGGAAGAAGAGGGGACGGCGUAG